Lactuca virosa is the source of this 462-nucleotide messenger RNA. NCBI's taxonomy places the organism in Eukaryota, Viridiplantae, Streptophyta, Magnoliopsida, Asterales, Asteraceae. The record is from the annotation of a GenBank genome assembly.
AUGACACUUUCUCAGUUCCGUCCUCACUCGGUGUCUUUUCGGAUCAGUUGGUGGACGCAGUCGCGGAUUUGUACUGCAUCUGAAUCUGAGUCUUCACAUCCAGUCAUCAUUCCAGAUGCUAUACUUGCAAAGCUGGAUAAAAAUAGUGUCUCUCUACGCUCAUAUCAAAAAUACAUCCAUGGAACUACUUCGUCUCCUAAAAGGAAAAGGAAGCACUCAGAUCAUGCAUCCAAGAAGUUGGCAAAGAAGAAGAAGCGAUCAAAGUUAGAUCAACUGCCUCCUAUCCCAUCUCCAGCCGUCUCUAAUGAUAAUCUUGGAGUAGAUUUAGAUGAGCCCACAUCUCCUCCUAAAUUUCAUACAACCUCUAAGCCACUAUCUUUCUUAGAUUCCUUAUUUCAGGCUCCAUCUGAUUAUGACAAACCAUCCUCCCCAACUCCAGUUUCACCAGCAGGCUUUCAUUAG